UCCGCAGCUGCAACUUCGUUGAGAGCCUUUGAGCCCAGGCGCAGCCGGGGAUCGAGCUGCCGUMACCGCGGAGCCGCGGCUUCCCCGGCCCCGGCCUCAGCCCAAUCGACUUGGCCAUGGCAGCUGCCGCCACUGCGGCGAAUCUGGCCCCUGUGCUCCCUGCCCGUCGCUGAGCAGCCGUUAAGCCGCCAGCCCACCCUACAGCCGGAGCCGCCGCGGCCCAGGUUCGGCACAAGUUUCCGCCCCUGAAGAAGCAGGAGGCGAAAGCUGGAGAGGACGGACGCAGGGUGUAGGAAGCCCCUGGCCCACACGCCCGCGAUGUGGGGCCGUUUCCUGGCCCCCGAAGCCAGCGGCCAGGACAGCCCUGGCGGGGCCCGUAGCUUCCCGGCCGGCCCAGAUUAUUAUUCAUCAGCAUGGUUACCUGGUAAUGAAUCAUUGUGGCAGGCCACAACUGUUCCAUCUAACCAUCGAAAUAACCAUAUCAGGAGACACAGUAUAGCUUCUGACAGUGGAGACACUGGCAUUGGAACUUCCUGUUCUGACAGUGUGGAAGAUCAUUCAACUUCAAGUGGCCCGUUAUCUUUUAAGCCUAGUCGAUCACUGGUUACUCUUCCCACUGCCCAUGUGAUGCCGUCUAACUCCAGCGCUUCAAUUUCCAAACAUAGGGAAUCAUUAACAUCAGAUGGCUCAAAAUGGAGUACAAGCUUCAUACAAACUUUGGGAGACCACAGUACGGGGGAGCAGGACUCUUCACURGACAUGAAGGACUUCCGGCCUCUUCGGAAAUGGUCAUCUUUAUCCAGACUCACUGCCCCAGAAAACUGCAGCCAAGGUAGCACUGUACACAAGGAAGAAUUGAGGAAUGGUUUGGAAAAGACAGGGAGAGGCAAGACUUUAACAUCACAAUUAAGGACUAUUGGGCCUAGUUGCUUACAUGACAGUAUGGAGAUGCUUAAGCUAGAGGACAAGGAAAUAAAUAAAAAACGGUCAUCAACUUUGGAUUGCAAGUAUAAAUUUGAGAGUUGUAGCAAAGAUAACUUCAGAGCCUCUUCCUCUGCUCUUAAGAGACAGACCUUAGAUAUGACAUACAGUGCCUUACCUGAGAGCAAGCCCAUUAUGACAAGCUCAGAGGCUUUUGAAUCUCCAAAAUAUUUAAUGCUUGGUCAGCAGGCAGCAAGUGGAGUUCCCAUUCAGCCUUCUGUGAGGACUCAGAUGUGGCUUACAGAGCAGUUAAGGACAAACCCUUUGGAAGGUAGAACUACGGAGGACUCUUAUAAUUUAGCUCCUUGGCAACAACAGCAAAUUGAAGAAUUUCGACAAGGAAGUGAAACACCAAUGCAGGUUUUGACUGGAUCAUCUCGUCAAAGCUAUUCACCUUCUGGCUUUCAGGAUUUCAGUAAGUGGGAAUCCGUGCUGAAAAUAAAAGAAGGACUUCUAAGACAGAAAGAGAUUGUAAUUGAUCGGCAAAAGCAACAAAUCACCCACCUACAUGAGAAGAUAAGGGAUAAUGAACUACGGGCACAACAUGCCAUGUUAGGGCAUUAUGUAAAUUAUGAAGAUUCUUAUGUGGCUAGUUUGCAGCCACAAUAUGAGAACACUUCACUCCAGACUCCAUUUUCAGAGCAGUCAGUGUUGCAUCCCCAGCAAGAGGAACUUGAGCAGAAACUUGCAUCUACUGAAAAAGAGGUUUCACAGCUCAAUGAAUUUCUCAAGCAAAGAAUAAACCAAUUCAGUGAAGAGAAGAAGAAACUGGAGGAAAAGCUUAAAACCAGAGAUAGAUAUAUCAAUAGCCUGAAAAAGAAAUGCCAGAAGGAAUCUGAACAAAACAAAGAAAAGCAGAGAAGAAUUGAGACCUUGGAAAAGUAUCUGGCUGAUCUUCCAACUCUAGAUGAUGUACAAAGUCAGAGUUUACAGCUUCAGGUCCUAGAAGAAAAAAAUAAGAAUUUACAAGAGACUUUGCUAGAUGCAGAAAAAAAGCUCGAGGAGAUCAAAAAACAAUGUCAAGAAAAAGAAGCCCAGUUAAUUUGCCAGAAAAAGAAAGAAAAGGAGUUAGUAUCUUCCGUUCAGAGUUUGCAACAAAAAGUAGAAAGAUGUCUUGAAGAUGGAAUCCGCCUUCCCAUGUUGGAUGCAAAACAGCUUCAGAAUGAAAAUGAUAAUCUGAGGGAACAGAAUGAGGCUGCUUGUAAGAUAAUAGACAACCAACAAGAUGAAAUUAACAGAAUGAUUCUAGAAAUUCAGUCAAUGCAGGGCAAACUUUCUAAAGAAAAAUUAAACACACAAAAGAUGAUGGAAGAACUGGAGAGGAAAGAGAGAAACCUGCAAAGAUUAACAAAAGCACUGCUUGAACCAUUGCAGAACCAAAGACAAACAGAAGAGACAUCCUCUUUAUUGGAUCAGGGCGAGGAAGCAGACCAAUCUAGGCAGCAGACAGUUCUUUCUAAACGGCCACUAUUUGAUUUGACUGUGAUUGAUCAGCUGUUCAAAGAAAUGUCCUAUUGUUUGCUUGACUUGAAAGCAUUGUGCAGUAUUCUUAAUCAGCGAGCUCAGGGCAAGGAGCCUAAUCUUUCAUUAUUACUGGGAAUUAGAUCAAUGAAUUGUUCAGCUGAAGAGACUGAAAGUGACCACAGCUCAGAAACACUUGCUAAAAGACUGUCAGAUGUGUGCCAGUUACGAAGAGACAUUGAUGAAUUAAGAACUACAAUAUCAGACCGCUAUGCUCAGGACAUGGGAGAUAACUGCAUAACCCAGUGAUCAAGUGUUGGUCCCACAGCAAUAAUGACCCAUUGUUAAAUGCUGCUGAGUUACAGUUCUUCAUAUUUCUUUUUAAGAGUUACAAUGGAAAAUUGCAAGUGACAUACCACUUGCACAUAGGUUGUCUGUGUGUGGGUGUGUGUGUGUUGAUUUGUUUAAUUGAGGGAAAAUAGGAAUGUGAGGAGAUUUUUAAGGGGCUUAUYUAAUCAGGCAAAAUAAUUAUCAUUUGAAAAAUGUGAUAAAGUCAACAAGAAAAAGCAAAUUUCCAAACUACUGAUUAUAGGACCAAUUUGUGAAUAGUGCCCUUCAGAUAAAGGGACAGGAUUUUGUUUACUUCUGUAGGUUUUAUGUGUUUGCAUAUGCAUAUGUGUUUGAGGUUUGUGUGUGUGUAAGUGCUUUUAAGUUCACAUAAUUAUAAGGAUUUCAAGCAUCAAAUCAAACCUUCUAAGAAAGGCACACACUGUUUAUUCUUAUAUUUUUUUCAUAUGGAAACUUGUGUUGUAUUUUGAUAUUUUCAGGGGCUAGCUGAAUAAGAGUUCCAACAGUAGGCAAGUGUUUAAUAGAAGUGCAGCAGGCAAAACCAUUUGUGAUUUAAAUAAUCACUGAACUGAGAUGAUGAGGUUCUGGAGUUGGGAUAGGUCAGCUUUUUCUCCAGAGUGAUUGUAAGAGUGUGAAGUACUGAUGAGAUAAUCUUUUUCAUCAGCACUAUAAUUUAUACAUUACAAGAAAGUUUAACAUAAGUUGAAAUUAUUUUAUCCUAUCUCUUACCACUUACGGUUUUUUGUUUAUAUAUGGCAGUAUAAACAAAGCCAUAUAUAAUUAAUGCAAACAAGGCCUCAGAUCAUUGUUAAGCAAAGAUUGUCAGACUGACUCUGGAAAGAUAGUUCAUUUAUCAAAGUCUCAGCAUUUACAUUUUAACAGUUUUGUACCUGUUUUAAUUUUGCAACUACAUUAAGAGAAAGCCAGCUCUUUAUCUGAACUAACACUAACAUAAAACAAAAUCUAAACCUAGAUGAUAAUUUUAUUUCCUUUUAUUAGAUAUAUUUCAUUAAUAACAGGGAUUGUUAUAGAAUAUGAACUUGGCUUGGUUAGUUAUUCAUCUGGAGGACAGGGUAUUAGUAUGAAAUAAACUGAUUUUUAAUAGACAUGCAACAUGUAAGCUUCUAAAUGAAUGUUAUCUGUGUUUUAGUUCUUCAGAGCAUUGAUCAUAUUCUUUUGAAUAUACUUAGUUAUGGUAAACUAUUGUCCCCUAUAAAUUGGUUUGAUUUUUCAAUAUUGUCAGGGUUUACUUAGGCAAGACUAAAGAAGUGGGGAAUACGAUGUAUAGAUCAGUCAGGAUCAUAUUGUUUGUUUGAGAGCAGAUCAUAUGCCUGUUUUCUUGCCAAGCAUAUGUAUACAAAGGCUGCUCCUAGAAAAUAUUUUUUUUCUGUUCUCAACAGAGAAAGCAUAAUAGAGCAAGGCAUUCAAGGAGACACCCAGGAAAACUCUAUUUAGAAUGUUGGCUUAUUUACAGCUCUCACUAAACUGUUACAUGAUUCUAGUUCAACACUUCACUAUAAUACACUGUAAGACAUCACAUCUCCCUUUCUUUCAGUGCCUGAGUCCAUGCUGCUCCUCUUUAUAGGAUUUGGCCACUAAGAAAUCAGUGCAUUAUAGUGAUUCUGCAUCCUAAGGUCCCUGACCUCAGAAAGGACUUAGUCACUAUAAAAACUUGGUUUCCUAAUGUAUUCAUCUGGUUUUUAGUGUUAGUUCUUCGAAGACAAUCAAAAAGUAGUAAAUUUGUACCAAAAAAAAAAAAUGGAUGCAAAGUAUUCUGCCUUACAAGGAUUAAUAUCUGUGAAGAUGUCCCUUUACAGAAAAGUGGAUCAUAAUAUCUGCCACAGUUCAGCCACAAUUGCACCCAAUAACAUUUUCACAUUCUCUUUGAAUAGAAUUCACACCUUCCUACCA
Molecule: messenger RNA, 4701 nt
Organism: Urocitellus parryii (Arctic ground squirrel)
Lineage: Eukaryota; Metazoa; Chordata; Mammalia; Rodentia; Sciuridae
Gene: Cep85l
Product: centrosomal protein 85L
Cellular component (GO): centrosome
Source: RefSeq, a predicted model, not a curated record